UCUGUUACUUUACUUUUGCGGUCACGGCUGUGCGGAUAUGCUUAGCAAGCUUAGCAGGUGAUCGGCGCUCUUUUCGCCAGCCAUUCCACGUUGCAUGUCAUGCAAGAUAUAACUUUCUUGAGCUCCACGUGUGGGUGGCUCUUUACUAUAGUAUGUUACAUGGGUGCCUAACUACCUUUGCGUUGACACCUGAAGAAGUAACAAAAAAAUCGUUCGGUUCUUGUUAGCAAACAAGUAGCAAAGCAGUUUGUGGUUCGUUUGCUUACCACCCAUCCAUUACGAUUGCGCUGAGAGUCUACAGUAGACCGGAUCUUGAUGCAGCAUUGACAGCUGCCCGUGGGCUUGCCCAAAGGGUGGGCACGCGACUCGGUCAGCGCGCUAGGUUACCCCCAAUUCGGGCCGCACUCAGUUCGACUCGCCAAAGUUCCGUGUCCUCUCGUUUCGUCAUAGCUGACCUACUUCAAGGUACCAGUGUCUUCGACAAUCAUCCAGACCUUUGUUUUUGCAAUACAUGGCGAGCAGCCUUGGUCUGUUCUAGGUUUUACCCGACGUCCGAUCGUCCUUUUUCCCCUUUCGUCAAUCUAUCCCGGGCACACAUGCCAGAUUAAUUACGUCUCGUCUGCGCAUUUCUAACCCCCACGCCUCCCCCUUGUGGUUUGGUUGUUUUGUUGUUGCUACUUUUCUCGAGUCCAUCCAUAAACAGUGUCAUCUGCACCGGCUGCCAGCUUUGUUUUCUUUCACCGUUUGUUUAUUCAAUAGAAGCAAAGCAGUCUUGACUGCUUUAAUCAUUCCUUUGUAUGCAUACAAUUACCUACCUAGUCUAGACGCUUUGACUUUUUUUUUUUUUUUUUUUGUAAUUUCCACAGCUUGAAUUCCAAAGAGAGUCAGCCUUGCAAGACCAAACCAAAUCAAUUUGAUCGACACCGCCCCGAAUCCGAACCAAGCCCCAGGCCCAACUUCACAACCCCAACCCGCCAGCUGGACCGAGGGUCUCCAACGAGCCGAGCCGUUGCGGCUCCAAAUAAGCCAAGAUGCUCGAUAUUCUUCACCUAACAUCGACCAGGUCCAAUGCCAAUAGUUCCUCUGCCGCAAAACAACAUCCCGACUCCACACGGCCCCAAAAGCCCUCCGCGUCCGAGCCGACAUCGGCAAAACCACAACAAACGCACUACGACAGGCCUCAACGGUCUAGACCAAACAAUGUCGUUACCGUGCUAGACAGAGCAGCCAAGCUCGCUCUAGAUUGUCGAGAUGUUGUCUGCUCCUCUUUACGAACCGAGACGGCGGCGUUUAAGAAGCGGAGGCGCGAGUUGGAGGCUCUGAUGAACAAUGCUAAUUCCUAUGAGGAAUGGGAAACUGCUGCUCGAGCCCUCGACAAGUUCAUGGGCAAUGACCUGUGGAAAGACAAGCUUGGUUCUGGUGAAUACUGCGUUGUGGAGCUCCUCGAGAACAUGCAGAGGCUAGACGAGGCUACGAAAAAGCGCAACUUCUGCGAGCUACUUUUCCUGAUAAGAACGACACUUUCGCGAGACCUCGGAGGCAUGGGGAGCUCUGCCUUGUAUAGGCAUUCUCAUACGGGUACCAAGACCAUCAUCCAACGAUAUGUCCAGUCGGCCACCAGGGCAAUCGAAACAAUGGUGGAGCUGGCGGGUUCUGCCACAUCGAGGGGAGGCAUGGGAUUACCCAAAGUGCUGCAGGAGCUGGAGCAUACGAGAAGGCAUUUCGGCCGUAGUGCCCUGAUGCUUAGCGGCGGCGCCACCUAUGGUAUGACGCACAUUGGCGUGAUCAAGGCUCUGUUUGAGCAAAAUUUGUUGCCGCGCAUAGUCUCGGGCGCAUCUGCCGGCUCUAUCGUUUGCGCGGUGCUGUGCACGCACACCGACGAGGACCUGCCACGGAUCAUCAAAGAGUUCCCGUACGGAGAGCUCGACGUGUUUGAGGAGCAAGGUCGUCAAGUGAGCAUAGCCAAGAGGCUUUGGAAGCUGUUGACGGAAUGGUACUGGUACGAUGAAACGCACCUCGUCAGGGUCAUGCGCAACAUGAUUGGCGAUGUUACGUUCCGCGAGGCAUACAACCGUACGCGCAGGAUAUGCAACAUUACGGUAUCAAUAGCCAACAACAUCGAGCUUCCUCGACUGUUGAACUACCGCACAUCGCCCGAUGUCAUGAUCUGGUCCGCCGUCGCCGUCUCGUGUUCUGUCCCGGGUCUCUUCAAAGCCUCGAGCCUCAUGAUCAAAGACCCCAAGACGGGGGAGCAGUCUCGAUGGUUCCCAUCGCCGCAGAGAUGGAUAGAUGGCUCUAUCGACAACGACCUGCCCACAACUAGGCUGGCCGAGAUGUUCGCCGUUAACCACUUUAUAGUCUCUCAAGUUAAUCCCCAUGUAGUUCCCUUCCUUGAGCGGGACGACGUCAUACUUGAGCCCGAGGAACGAGACUCGGCUCUUUCAACAAGCUUCAAGCCCUCAUUACUCAUCAAGAAUCUAUUCUCAGAGAUCACCAGCAUGGCCACAGAGGAGCUAUUGUAUAGAUUGACCGUGGUUGCGGAAAAUACUGGACCCAUGUCGAAUAUCCUGACCAAAGUGUGCAGCAUUCUGAGCCAACAAUACUCGGGAGACAUAACAAUAAUCCCCAAGAUAGAAUGGAGCGACAUGGCUCAUCUGGUUACUAACCCUACGAGCGAUUUUAUGCUCAAGUCCUGUCUCAUCGGCGAAAGAGGAACAUGGCCGAAGCUGCGACGCAUCCGUGACCACUGUGCAAUCGAGCUGUGUCUCGACAGGGCGAUAACGGAAUUGAUGACGCUGGCCGCCUUUAGCCCCAGUCAAGUCAACCUGCGCCGUUCUUUGGGCCUUCACUCUGGCGAUGUUGGACAACCGAUCAACCGACUGCACCACCGAGAGCGUCGGCCGUCGGACAGUAAUAUACAUAUGAUAAUGAGACAGCGCCAAAAUAAUCUGGAGCUGGAGCAGCUGCUUAGCGAAAACGAAUGGCGCCUCGAGAGCACGUCGGAAUCCGAUGACGAGGACGAAGACGGCGGUGUGAUGCUAAAGGUGGACGCCCGCCCACGACGUCGAAAAACCUCAUCCGGCGCGAGCGCGGCUCAAAACUCCGAGGACCGCCCACGCAAGCCUGUGCUGCGGCGUGCGGCCCGCAGCCACCAGGCGCUCCAUUUCAAGGCGCUGGCACGACUAUCGACGCCAAUGGCCAACCCUCUGACCAAAGAUCUGGACGAUCUGGACGAUCUGGAUGUGGUCACCAUGGGCUUGUCAACCUCACGAUCUGGGACCCCUGGAGACCUGAACUCGCCCACGUCGACGACAAGCUCGCACAGCCCGCGGUUUAUGGAGGCGGUCCGAAAGACAUCUUUGGGGAAAUCAGCAUUUGCCCGAACCGAAAUCCCGUCUUCGCCAGCCGAGGAUACCCUUAUCGACUCGGCAUCUGACGCAGACUCGCUGCCCUCGGACCAUGGUAAUAUCUUGGAUCCAGCGGCUGAGGGCAAGCCGAAGGAUGGUUCUGCGCCAAAGGUCCUUGAGCAGGCUCGAUUGUGCCAAGAGCCCGAGACGACGCGGGAAGCAGACAACAUGUUUACCAGUUGACUCGUGGACGAGGGCCUGAGCUCAUCGGGCAGCGACACGGAGCGUGCCGGGCACCGAUUACCGAACAGCACUGCUUCUGAGCAAGGUCCUCGGGGUACGAGUCGUGAGGGUGAAGUGGAGGGAGUGAGUGACCAUCGGUUACUGUGGAUGGGUUGGUAGAGUGGUGUAAAGGCACAAACGGUUGGAUUACGAGCUAUUCUUCACUUGUAUCGAGAAUCGCGAUUGUGCAGAUGACACUGUUGUAUACAGUAUGACGCUUGCGCAACGGUUUGGCUUUUGGUCUCCAAUGACUCUAUUAGACUGCAUUUCUAGGUGGCAUUUUGGAAUAAAUUAGAACGGAGCUUUCCGACAUCAUGUCAGGUCUUGAAUGGGAUGUUCGGGACGAAUUUAGACAUAUUUAGAGACAAAAUCAAGAAUAUCGCCCA
This is a messenger RNA of Pyricularia oryzae 70-15, 4015 nucleotides long. Its product is annotated as patatin family phospholipase. Gene Ontology annotation, biological process: lipid metabolic process. Lineage: Eukaryota; Fungi; Ascomycota; Sordariomycetes; Magnaporthales; Pyriculariaceae. The coding region runs from base 1032 to 3590 and encodes 852 amino acids. The record is from RefSeq and is a predicted model, not a curated record. Gene Ontology annotation, molecular function: triacylglycerol lipase activity. The transcript is spliced from 2 exons.